Saccharomyces eubayanus is the source of this 612-nucleotide messenger RNA. RefSeq names its product Aim34p (gene AIM34). The transcript has a single exon. NCBI's taxonomy places the organism in Eukaryota, Fungi, Ascomycota, Saccharomycetes, Saccharomycetales, Saccharomycetaceae. The record is from RefSeq and is a predicted model, not a curated record. Bases 1 to 612 code for a protein of 203 amino acids.
AUGUCGUUGUCUUUGUUCAGCAAGUUUGUUUUACAGAAAUCACCAGGCAGACCGACGCUGGGGCUAGGACGGUUCAUAUCUUUGCCGUAUACUUCAUUGCUUAAACGGCCCGAUGCYCCCAGUUUAUAUGCACAUAGAUAUGUACAUAGUACACAAACGAAAAGCCAUUUAAACUUUAUAUUAAACAAUAAUGAUAUGAUUUCUUUCCAAAAAUUUACAGUGAAAAUACUAAAGGAGCAGUGCAAAUCAAGGGGGUUAAAGUUAUCUGGUCGCAAGUCCGAUCUAUUACAAAGACUUAUCACAUAUGAUUCCCGUUCACAUAUGAGAAGUAACGCAAAACCACAGAAUGAACCCCCCAGGAGUCUAUUUGUAGACAAACCAAUAAAAGUUAAUAGUACAUUGCUCAGURAAAAAAUCCCUAAAAUAAUUGACAAAAAGCAUUUCUCCAUGCAGAAAGUAUCUAAUGUCCAGUCUCCUUGCGAAGUUCAUCAACAUUUUCAGGAUGCAAACUUACAAUUAAGAGAUAGGAUUUUUUUAAUAGGAUUUGUUAUGGUAUCGUGUCUUUGGUGGAACCUCGAAGCUCAGGAAUCUAAACCUACCAUUGAUCACUAA